AUGGGCGCCGUGAAUUGCUGCGCACAAACGGCUUCGGAUGUAGAUGCAUGGAAGACAGGAACCCGUUGUCGAACGUUGAGCCGAGGUGAAGCGAAAGAGCUGAUGCCAAUGUACGACUAUGAGCCGUCACUGUCACUGGACCUCGAAGACCGUGCAUCCAAUACCGAUGGUGGAGGUAUGGCCUUCUCCCCGGGAACUCCCAUCUCUACAUCAAUUAGACCUGAUCUCGAAGACAAUUCGAUCGAGCUUGUCGCUGGCGAGGGUGUUGUAGCGAUCCAUAAAGACCUAAAAGAGCAGGAGAUGGAGAUGUCUUCGGAGGCACGAGCACUGCUACCUGCGCCCAACUCAUGCCCUCGUUCGGGCAUAAAUCUACGUGGCAGACAAUCACCGACAUUAGGUAGCAAUAAGUCGCACGCAUCGACACCACGCCGUACGCAGUCGUUUGGCGAAGCUCCUCAGCAAUUACGUCUUGAAGACUACUUAUGCACGUGCAAGCAUUGUCCUCGAGCCAUGACGAUCCAACGUGCUUUUCAGCUCUAUGGCUUUGCAUUGGACCACCCUCACAGUGACGCACUUCUUCACGUGUUACGUGCCUGUGCUAAUUACGAUGAGACUAUUGUUGAAGUUGAUCCGAUUUUAGUGCUACAUGCCGAGAAAAUGCUGGAAGAGCUCAACUUUGACGAAAACGAAACGUUUCGUCUUCUCGUUGCCUCGCAUUUUAAACACCUAUAA
Peronospora farinosa is the source of this 732-nucleotide messenger RNA. The record is from the annotation of a GenBank genome assembly. Lineage: Eukaryota; Oomycota; Peronosporomycetes; Peronosporales; Peronosporaceae.